Effrenium voratum is the source of this 653-nucleotide messenger RNA. NCBI's taxonomy places the organism in Eukaryota, Dinophyceae, Suessiales, Symbiodiniaceae. The record is from the annotation of a GenBank genome assembly.
AGGGGCUUGCGGCUAGCAUAUUUUGAACGCAAUGGGCUGCGCAGUUGUGAAGGCGCGCAAGCCACAGCGUGGGCAUGGUUUGUCCUGGAAGCCCAUCCCACCUGGGAUGCAGCGAUUCCGACAGGCACCGGGCAUCCAUAGCCCGCCCAACUCCAAGGACAUCCCGCAGGCCCUGCCCUCGCGGCAAGCGACGCCUCGGCACUCGUGGCAGGGCCCCGACCAGGGCUUGGGCCCAGCGGCGGCGCCAGACCGCAGCUGCCACGAGCGCCACGUGGAAGUCUUGGAAAAGUUCAUGCAUUUGGUGCAAACCGUGCCGGAUGACCUCGAGAGGCUCGUGGCGAAAAGGCGCUCCCGCAUCAAGCCCGUGGAGGCCGACACAUCCAGGAAGGCAGCUGAUCAUUGGGCGAGUCCGCUGAGGGGGCCAAGGUGCCACACCACGGGGCCAAGAGCGGGGGAAAUGUUUGUGUGCGACGGUUUGAUGGCUUUUCCACCGAAGAGUCGUUUGCUUGGACCUGCGCCCUGAACUGCAUCCUGAACGUAGCUCAUCGCAAAAUUGAACCUGGGGCGGCAAGCCUCAAGUCGGGGUGGGGCCACUUUGAAGCCUCCAGCUGGCACUCGAGGAGCUUUGGAUGUGUGACCGUCGAAGAUUGGCA